This is a messenger RNA of Parastagonospora nodorum SN15, 1353 nucleotides long. RefSeq lists its product as hypothetical. Lineage: Eukaryota; Fungi; Ascomycota; Dothideomycetes; Pleosporales; Phaeosphaeriaceae. Gene Ontology annotation, molecular function: FAD binding. The transcript is spliced from 2 exons. Bases 1 to 1353 code for a protein of 450 amino acids. The record is from RefSeq and is a predicted model, not a curated record.
AUGGCCACGAACACGAUAUUAAAGCCCAAUGUUCGGAAACGAUUCCUCGAGGCAUCCGCUGGCAUUAAACAAGAAGAGGGCGCCCAUCGGUACUCAGGAACGUGGAUCGCUGCGAACUUAAAACUCAAGUUGCCAACUCCUCAAACCCAUCCAAGCUUUCCGCUGUGGAAUUUUGGUUAUACGCCGGAGAAGGUCUACGAUCUAUAUUGGCCAGAGGGUUGGCACUUUUGUAGUCCACCUGGCAAGCCUACGGCCACGGGACGGUUUGGGCCAUAUGAAGAACGACUCUGGCGCCACGAGUUUCGACAAGACGACUGGAAUGACAACAUGGAUGCUACAGAGCUUCUUUGGGAACAUCUUGGUCCAAUGAUAACCAGGGAAAGAGAUGAAAAAGGCAUCAGCUUCUCUCAGCAGGUCCAAUACCCUAAGGACUGCAUUGAAAUCAUCCGGUGUCGGCCAUACCACUUCGUCCACAAAGUGGUCAACAAAUGGUUUUCAGGCAAAACAAUUCUCAUCGGUGACGCUGCCCACAUUUUUCCUCCUUUUGCUGGCCAAGGCAUAGCCAGUGGCAUUCGGGACGCACAUCAACUGUCGUGGCGGCUGGCAUUAUUGUUGAAGAAUCCAAGCAUGCCGCCGAAGGUCGCGAAUGCCGCACUUGAAGCUUGGGAGGCGGAAAGAAUAAAGAGCGUGAACGACGCCGCGUUUCUGUCCCUGUUGAAUGGGCAAUUAUGUAACGAUCAGCCAACUUUCUGGAUGUUGGCUUUACUUCGAAUAAUCGACUUUCUGAGCUUGAUUCCGUAUUUGGGCCUUCGUCUGGAUAUCCAGGUAGUCAAAGAGUGUGAGGGUUUUACCAACGUCGACCACGGCUUCCUCAUCAAAGGACACCGUGGUGGGUGUCGACUAGCUCAGAUUGUGGUGCAGUCGCACCGACAAGGUCUCAUGCUCUCCGAUCAAAUGCUUCAAUCAAAUCAAAACGGAUUGCGACUCCUGGUUAUCAGCAAUGGGAAUCACCACAAGCAUUAUAUGGAAGCCAAGACGGCCGUCAAUGAAGCAUCGCUUAGUCCUGCCGUCAUCUCCGCGGAGUCGAUAUUGAUAUUUAGCCCCGCACCUGUGGAUACGUCACAAGAGGACUUGAAGAGUCUUGAAUCUUACAUGGAAUUGUUCUGGCCAGCGGAUGAUUGGAUUAGUGUGGCAGGAGACAAACUAGGUUAUGAUCGUUCAUCUUUCAUCGAUCGCCUGGGGACGAACACCAGGUUUGCGGUGAUUAGGCCUGAUUUCUUCGUAUAUGCCUGCGCAAAAGACAUUGGGGAGCUGAAGAAGUGCUUGCACACAUUGCGGACGCGACUCUCUUGA